AUGCAGCUGCAGACGCUGGCGUACGCCAUCUCGGGCGCCUUCACGCUGCUGGCCAUCAUCCUGAGCGGGUGGCUGAUCUGGACGCACCUGCUGUACAACCCGUCGGCGGGCAUCCGCAAGCACGUGAUCCGCAUUCUGCUCAUGGUGCCGAUCUACGCGCUGACGUCCUACAUGGCGCUGGUGUUCAACGAGUCCAAGCUCCUCUUCGAGACGGUGCGCGACCUGUACGAGGCCUUCGCGCUCUACUCGUUCCACUGCUUCCUCGUCGAGUACCUGGGCGGCCAGUCGGUGCUGGCCAGCACCAUGCGCUCCAAGCCGCAGAUGACGCACGUGUUCCCCUUCUGCUGCGUGCAGCCCUGGUCCAUGGGGGGCAAGUUCCUGCGCCAGACGACCAUCGGCAUCCUGCAGUACAUCCCCAUCAAGCUGCUCAUGAGCAUCGUCAUGCUCAUCACGAGCCUCGCGGGCGUCUACGGGGAAGGAGAGCUGCUCAACCCGCUCGUGAGCUACGGCUACGUGUGCUUCAUCCUCAGCGCCUCGCAGACGUGGGCGCUCUACUGCCUGCUCAUCUUCUUCCACGGCGCGAACGAGGAGCUGCAGCCCAUGCGGCCGUGGCCCAAGUUCCUGGCCAUUAAGGCCAUCAUCUUCUUCACCUACUGGCAGUCGAUCAUGAUCAGCAUGCUCGUGAGCGUCGGCGUCAUCUCGGAGAAGUGGCACAUCGGCUGCCCGGACUGCUGGGACGCGCAGAAGAUCGCCUCGGCGCUCAACGACUUUGUGAUCUGCGUCGAGAUGCUGGGCUUCGCCGUCGCGCACCACUACGCGUUCGCGAUCGAGGACUUUUUGACCCCCACGGGCCCCGCGGGCAUCAGCGUGCCGUCGUCCAACGUCAAGGCGCCGCUGCUGGCCAACUUCAUGGACGCGAUCAACGUGACGGACGUGUCGACGGACCUCAAGAACUCGCGCAACGAGAUCCUGACCAAGAAGCAGGCGCUGGCCGCCAAGUUCGAGCGCUUCAACUCCUCGUCCCCUGGCGGCGGCAUGUUUUGAGAGGAGCGCUCGGGUCGUGUUAGCCGUUAGCAAGCGACGUGCCUAUGAGAGCGGAGAGCGAAGACGGAGGGAGGGAGCCAUACAAUAAGCACACGCCUAAUUAUUACAUU
Phytophthora sojae is the source of this 1154-nucleotide messenger RNA. RefSeq lists its product as hypothetical. Lineage: Eukaryota; Oomycota; Peronosporomycetes; Peronosporales; Peronosporaceae. Gene Ontology annotation, molecular function: transporter activity. Gene Ontology annotation, biological process: transport. The coding region runs from base 1 to 1044 and encodes 347 amino acids. The record is from RefSeq and is a predicted model, not a curated record. The transcript has a single exon.